UGUAACUCAAAAUCAAAUCCCCAACAAAUGGAAGUCCCAAAUGUUUCUCGUUCCCAGCCACUGCCAUGAGAUGUUACCUCUUCCCCCGAGCUCACCCUGUCCGCCGGAGACCCAGAGACCCAAAAUAAAGCCAAUCUCUCUAUCAUUAGUUUACCAUAUCCUCUGACAAAACCCCAUUAAAACCCUAAUGUAGAGCAACUGCGUUGAGUCAACCAAUGAUCUAAGCAUUUUCUACAGCUUUCUCAGAUAGAUAGGAUGACUCAGCCAUCAGUGAUCUUGGCAACUUCAAGCUAUGAUCAUACAAUUAGAUUCUGGGAGGCAAAAAGUGGGCGUUGCUAUCGGACUAUCCAGUACCCGGAAUCUCAAGUGAAUCGGCUUGAGAUUACUCCAGAUAAACGGUUUCUGGCUGCUGCAGGAAAUCCACAUAUUCGACUGUUUGAUGUUAACUCCAAUAGCCCGCAGCCUGUAAUGAGCUAUGAUUCACACACAAAUAAUGUUAUGGCAGUGGGAUUUCAAUGUGAUGGGAAUUGGAUGUAUUCUGGAUCUGAAGAUGGGACAGUAAAGAUAUGGGACUUGAGGGCACCAGGCUGUCAAAGAGAAUAUGAAAGUCGUGCAGCUGUGAAUACAGUUGUUUUGCACCCGAAUCAGACUGAGCUGAUAUCAGGGGACCAAAAUGGCAAUAUACGUGUCUGGGACUUGACUGCAAAUUCAUGCAGCUGUGAGUUGGUUCCUGAGGUGGAUACCGCUGUGCGAUCGUUGACGGUAAUGUGGGAUGGAAGUCUGGUGGUCGCUGCAAACAAUCGUGGAACUUGUUAUGUGUGGCGCUUGUUGCGAGGCACCCAGACUAUGACCAACUUUGAGCCACUACAUAAGUUACAGGCUCAUGAUGGCUACAUCCUUAAAUGCCUUCUUUCCCCUGAGUUUUGUGAGCCUCACCGGUAUUUGGCCACUGCAUCAUCUGAUCACACUGUCAAGAUAUGGAAUGUUGAUGGCUUUACUUUGGAGAAAACAUUAAGAGGGCAUCAGCGCUGGGUUUGGGACUGUGUUUUCUCUGUUGAUGGUGCUUAUCUCAUCACAGCUUCCUCUGAUACUACAGCUAGAUUAUGGUCAAUGGCUUCUGGUGAAGAUAUCAGAGUAUACCAAGGGCAUCACAAAGCAACAGUAUGUUGUGCUCUCCAUGAUGGUGCAGAACCUUCUUCUUAGUGUCUUCCUUCUUAGAUCUCCUAUUUGCAGCGAGACUUGUCCAUGCAUGCCAUGGGGAUUCUUUUAAUCUUUUUUUCUUUUCCCUUUUCUUGUUCUGUAAUUUCCAUUUUUUAAUUGAACAUGUUUUCAGAGUCAUAAUUACACAUUUACCUUGGCUGCUGUGUAAAUAUUAUCCAUUUAAAGCUCACCUAAUAUAUUCAUGUGCGUGCCAUGCUUUUAUGCA
Messenger RNA from Coffea eugenioides, 1426 nucleotides. RefSeq names its product target of rapamycin complex subunit LST8. The record is from RefSeq and is a predicted model, not a curated record. Gene Ontology annotation, biological process: TOR signaling; regulation of actin cytoskeleton organization. The transcript has 11 exons. NCBI's taxonomy places the organism in Eukaryota, Viridiplantae, Streptophyta, Magnoliopsida, Gentianales, Rubiaceae. The coding region runs from base 256 to 1203 and encodes 315 amino acids. Gene Ontology annotation, molecular function: protein binding. Gene Ontology annotation, cellular component: TORC1 complex; TORC2 complex.